Messenger RNA from Daphnia pulicaria, 2348 nucleotides. RefSeq names its product angiotensin-converting enzyme-like. The record is from RefSeq and is a predicted model, not a curated record. The transcript has 12 exons. Lineage: Eukaryota; Metazoa; Arthropoda; Branchiopoda; Diplostraca; Daphniidae. Gene Ontology annotation, molecular function: peptidyl-dipeptidase activity; metallopeptidase activity. Gene Ontology annotation, cellular component: plasma membrane. Bases 115 to 2076 code for a protein of 653 amino acids. Gene Ontology annotation, biological process: proteolysis.
UUGUUGGCAGCUGGUCUGCAGCCGUUUCUCUCGAGCACUUUAGGUGAGGAGCUGAGUUAGCCUGUUCGUUUCAACAGUCAUUCUUCUGGUUCCACGAAAGAAGCACCUUCCAUCAUGAGACGGUUCUUAUUGCUGGCGAUGGCGCUAUGUUACGCCUCUGCACGCAACAUCACUUCAACCCCCAACACCAGAUACAUUCAGGGAAAUAACACCGAUGAAAAAGAGGCUCUUAAUUUCUUAUUGGCAUACGAUCGCGAAGCAAGUGCCAUGUGUAACAAUGUUAUGAACACCCAAUGGGAUUUCAAUACCAACAUCACCGAGUCUAGCAAACAGCGAAUGUUGGAAACGCAACUGGAAUACGCCAAAUUUCAAAAGGACGUCUGGGCAACCGCUACGACUUUCAAAUGGAAGACGUUCCGCGAUCCGAGUAUCCGUCGCCAAUUCAAGGUGCUUUCUGUUCUCGGUAGAGCAGCUCUUCCAGAAGAAAAACUCAAAGAGAUUCAACAGCUUCUGGCAGAUAUGCGAGACAUUUAUAGUCGCAAUCGAGUUUGUCCUUACGUUAAGCAGCCUAAGAACGCGUCACUACCGAUCCGAAUGGAGUCAGUUAAGUGCAACCUUGCACUCGAUCCUGAUUUGACCCGCAUCAUGGCCAAAUCCAAAGAUGACAAUGAAUUAACCUACAUGUGGCAACAAUGGCACGAGGAAACUGGACGGCCCCUUCGAUCCAAAUUCAUGCGCUACGUUGAGUUAUCUAACGAGGCUGCUCGUUUAAACGGUUUCAAGGAUACUGGAGAUCAAUGGAGGGCCUCAUACGAUAUCGAAGAUUUCAAUUCAGAGCUCGACGAACUCUGGAUGGGGUUGAGGCCACUAUACCAGCAGCUACACGCCUACGUCCGCCGAAGGUUGCAUCAUCAACAUGGGAAGAUUGUACCUCUAGAUGGACCGAUCCCUGCUCAUUUGUUGGGCAACAUGUGGGCUCAGUCAUGGAGUAAUUUAUACGAUACAACGGUCCCUUUCCCCAACAAAAAUAGCAUGGACGUUACCCUGAGUCUCAAGCGCCAAGGCUAUGAUCCGGUGCGGAUGUUCCAACUCGCUGAUCAGUUCUUCGUCUCGCUGGGUAUGAAGUCUGUCCCUGAUUCGUUCUGGACUGCAUCGAUGCUAGAAAAACCGCUAGAUCGCGAAGUGGUAUGUCAUGCCUCGGCUUGGGAUUUUUGCAACGGACGCGACUUCCGCAUCAAGCAGUGCACAGAAGUCACCAUGGAGGAUUUGACUACUGCCCACCACGAACUAGGACAUAUUCAGUACUACAUGCAAUAUGUGAAUCAACCGUUAGCCUUCAGGGAAGGUGCUAACCCAGGUUUUCACGAAGCAAUUGGAGAUGUCGUCGCGUUGUCCGUCUCGACACCCAAGCACAUGCAAAAGAUUGGAUUAUUGGAUAAAGCAGCCGACGAUCCCGAAGUCGAUAUCAAUUAUCUUUAUUCUAUGGCUCUGGAUAAGAUUGCUUUCCUACCUUUUGGAUUUUUGCUUGAUCAGUGGCGCUGGAAGGUGUUUAGCGGUGAAAUUCCAUUCGAUCAAAUGAAUAAGGCGUGGUGGGAUCUCCGGCUUCGCUAUCAAGGCGUGGCACCUCCUGUGAAUCGUAGUGAACAUGAUUUUGAUGCGGGUGCCAAGUAUCAUGUUCCAGCCAACACACCUUAUAUCAGAUAUUUCGUCAGUUUUGUGCUCCAAUUCCAACUGCACAAGGUGUUAUGCGAAGCUUCCGGUCACGUGGGACCGUUGCAUAAAUGUGAUAUUUAUCAGUCACGAGAAGCCGGAAAACUAUUGGCAGAGCUGUUGAAGUUGGGCUCAUCUAAACCGUGGCCUGAUGCCAUCCGCAUUCUCACUCGCGGUCGAACGAGCCGGAUGGAUCCAGGAGCCAUCAUGGAAUACUUUCAACCGUUAAUGGAAUGGCUCCAGAAACAGAAUACUGAAGAAAAAGCCGGGUGGAGAGGAAUGAAUAGCGGAAUCACAAUCAAAACCACUUGGGUCGCCGUUGUGCUCUCGUUCGUCAUAACUUUGGUAUUUUCAAGAUUGUGGUAGUGGUUUGGUUUCCUUUUGUGGGCCUUUUCAACGGUUGUGGACUUUAAAUUUUCUCGCUAACCCAGAAUUCUUCAUCCACAUUCAAGCUAUUUUUGUUUUAAUAUUAUGCGGUUCUUUUCACGAACUGUCCCUGUACAGAAACCAUUUAAAUUAUCAUUUCUGGAAAAAUUAAUUUUAUUCAAAAUUCCUCACGUUGAAGUACCCCUGAUUAUUGUCUUGUACCAUUGUCCAAAGUGCGAGUUUUAUUUAAUACAUCACAUAAUUGGCUCGUC